UGUGGAAGGAGGCCGUGUCCCGACCGUCAUUUCCCGCGGCACGCCGGAAGGCGACUUUCCAAGUCUCGCGAGGACGAGAAACGCGCCGCGGUGCCCGCCGGGAUUUGUAGUCUCCUCUUGCGCCAAGCUUCUCCCCGGGUCCCAGCUGUCUUACUGUCCCUAGCAUCCUGUCUGCGGUGGCAGGGGGGGUGGGUUCGCGUCCGGGUAGCGGGCCUGCUCUUCAGCCGCAGACCUGAGUUUCAGAGUAAUUAGUCGGUGGGGCAGACGCCUGCCAUCUUCUCAUUCAUUGCUAGGGCGCCCCUAUCUGAGACGCCAUCUCUUUGAGACCCCGGGAGGUGGGGCGCGGAGGCGAGGAGGGGGAGCCGGUGUGGCCGCCAUGUUGGUGAAGGCGACUGUCUGCGCCGGGAGCUCCAGCACGUUGGCUCUGCGGGCCUAAACCCGCCAUAUUAAUAAAGAGGAAGGGGAGCGGACCCUCCCUCCCUCCCACCCUGCUACUGUGCACGCCCCUCUCCCCUCCCCGCUCUCUGCGGCGAGCUGGCGGCGCCCCGUCGCCUGCUUCGUUCGUCUAGCGUUUGACAGAAGCUUAGCGGGCAGCGCGGCAGAACUGGCGUAGGGUAGCGCCGAAUGAGGGGCCCGGGGAAAUGCCGACCAAUUGCGCCGCGGCGGGCUGUGCUGCGACCUACAACAAGCAUAUUAACAUCAGCUUCCACAGGUUUCCUUUGGAUCCUAAAAGAAGAAAAGAAUGGGUUCGCCUAGUUAGGCGCAAAAAUUUUGUGCCAGGAAAACACACUUUUCUUUGCUCAAAACACUUUGAAGCCUCCUGUUUUGAUCUAACCGGACAAACCCGACGACUUAAAAUGGAUGCUGUUCCAACCAUUUUUGAUUUUUGUACUCAUAUAAAGUCUCUGAAACUCAAGUCGAGGAAUCUUCUGAAGAAAAACAACAGUUUUGCUCCAAGUGGACCGUGUAAUUUAAAGCUGAACAGUAGUCAGCAAGUGCUGCUUGAACACAGUUAUGCCUUUAGGAACCCUAUGGAGGCCAAAAAAAGAAUAAUUAAACUAGAAAAGGAAAUAGCUAGCUUGAGGAGAAAAAUGAAAACUUGCCUGCAAAGAGAACGCAGGGCAACUCGAAGAUGGAUCAAAGCCACAUGCUUUGUGAAGAACUUAGAAGCAAGUAAUGGGCUACCUAAGGGCAUCUCAGAACAGAUUUUACCAACUGCCUUAAGCAAUCUUCCUCUGGAAGAUUUAAAAAUUCUUGAACAAGAUCAAGAAGAUAAAACAGUACCCAUUCUCUAAAUGUAAAAUGAGACAGACUAUCUGCACUCAAGUUUUCCUCACAUAGAAACCAGUGCCCAUCUCCUGCCUUCACCGACCACACUCUGGCAGUUACACUACAAUCAAGUCCUGCAGUUUUACUUGAAGUAGCAGUGUCACUGCAAGGAGACCUGAGGAAGUGGAAAAUCCAGUGACAAGUUUGAGAACGGGUAGAAGUGCCUUACAUGAGGAUUAUGUACUUAGGAAGCACUGUUAGAGGUUGUUUCUGGUCUUGUUUUUUUAAGCUGCUGUCAAAUAGGAAUGACAAGUGAUAUGUUCAUAUAAGUAAAGGUAUUCCACACCAAAGCUGGGAUAUUACAUUCUAAAGACCAUGUGAAGUAGGAGCUAAUCGCAUUAAAUAUGAACUUAAAACUACUGGAUUUUUGUAUGAAUUAAAUUAUUGGGAUUGUGGUUGAAAAAUUUAUAGAAUAAAACCUCUGGGGUAUAGGGCAAGGUUUGUUUGUUUUUUUUAUUCUUUAGCCUUUUGUAUUUUAACCAGUGAAAGUACAUUUAUCAUGGCCUUUCUUAUAAGAACAUUGAAUUUAAAAGUACGUUGUAAAAUAAUUUGAAAAUAGUAUUUCAAAUGUGAAAUACCUUUGAGACUCCAAACUAGGUAAGGCCUCGAGUACCUCAGACUGGGGAAACCCAGUGAGUUAUAUUCAACUUCUAAGAAAACACACAGAAAAUGAGGCAGAGUUUGAAGUCUAGCUUUUACCUUAACAAAACAAAUAGACAAAUGUACAUUAUUCUUUCUCUUAAAAUAAAAAUAUUGAAUUUCCAUCUUCAUAAUUGACACAUUAAUAAACACCUUAGACCCAUUUGUUCCUUGUAUUGAUAGCAAAUUCUGAAGCUGAGGUUUCUUUUUUGUGACUACUUCUUCAUUGCCCUUUUUAUGUCAAAAAUAGCUUUUUCCCUCCUUAGUGAAUCACAGAAUAAUUUAAUCACAGGGAACUAUUAACUAUGUUGUGUUUCAGACCCAGGGCAGGCUGCUAAGGUACAUAUUUAGCAUUAUCAAGGUCUGAGGAUAUGAAAGCUUCUAAGAAAGUGUUUGAGGUUCUAAGACUAUUAGAGGGUCUAAGAAGGUGUUUUAAGUUUGGAAGUUCAGCAUAGAGGGUGGGGUAUGCCGUCCAUACCCUGUACCAGGUAGGGCCUGGGGAAUCUGAGGGGACCUGGAGCCCAGGUCCACUUUGAUAUGUUAAAUAUGCAUCUCAACCACUUGUCCUGUGUCUGAAACCCAACAGUGUUACGUUAAAACAGGCUUAGUUGCUCUUACCCCAUCAACUUGCUUUUUAACUUUUUUUUCUUUAUUUUUUUUUAGAAAAUCGAAACAACUUUAAUUCAUAAAGGAAAUAAAAUACAGUCCUCUAACAUAAUGUCUGUCUCUGUGAUAAAGCUAUGCAAAUGCUGAUAUUUAUAAAAUAGAAAUAUCAAAAUCCCUCUUCUGGCACCACUUGCACCUUGAAAAGGCCUUGUGUGGCUAAAUGUUUAAUAAGAGCCCUCCCUUCAAAAUAAGAGCCCUUCCUUCAAAAAGCUUUGGCCAAGUAAGAAAAAGUGUAUUCACCUAAGUUAUUUAGUUCUUCUUCAAGUUUGUGAGAAUAUGAACGUAACAUGCUUGAUCACAAAUAACUAUAAACCUUUCCUACACAGAGAUGGAAUUUGGAUUCUCUGCCAUCUCUUGGACUGUUUCUCUCUGUCCCACCCAACAGCCAGCACUGUUUAGUGAGGAUUGUCUUCCCUGCAAACCUAGAGGCAGGAAAUGGCUCUCUUAGUUUUCAUGUGAUGUGGAUAACCAAUACUCUAGAGACGUUUUUAUAGAUGUGACCACCCUUGUUAGCUAUCUUAAGUAUUGGAUAAAGUUCCUUAAAUUUGUCAUCGUAUAUUUUUUCCUAAUACUGGUUCAUGUGUCUUUAUAUUAUCUCAAAUAUCAACAGCAAACACACUGACUGUACCUACUUGAUAGCCUAAAAUAAGCUGGGUAACUAAUCACAUUAGCAUAACCUAUGUUCCCGAAAUGUAAACUUUCGUAUGGUUUACCACAUUCCCCAAACACCAAGCACUAAUUAAUGUGCUCUGCCUAGGGUUAGUAUCUUGAUAUAUUAAUACACUUUUUAAAUCCUAAAUGUACGACAUUGUAAAAUACAAGGCACUUUUGGCAAAGUUAUAUAGUCUUCAUCCAUUAUUAUCAGCCUUUAGUUUCUUUGGUGUGUUUUGUGUGCUGGAAAUUGAACCCAGGGCUUCAUGCAUGCAUGCAUGUGCUGCUGCUGAGCCAUAUCCCUGGUCUUUUGCAUUCACUAAUUUUGGACACCACUGAAUAAACAGUCCUCUCAGUAAAUGUAAUUUUCUGCCUGUUUUCUUCAUGUUAUUUUCCUGAUAACAUGCUUCAAAGUCUCUUGACAUAGCUGUGUUAAUAACAUAUCUGCCUUUAAAAUGGCUUCCUAGCUGAAUAUGGUAACACACAUCUGUCAUGUUAGCCACAAGGGAGAAAGAAGUGAAGGUGCGGAAAUGGGAGUUCCAGGCUUUUAAAAACAUUCAAGGAAUCUUAAAAUCCUGCCUUCAAUGUGCUGAUAGAUUUAUUUAGUUGACUGUAUACCAUAAAACUGGUGGAGUGAGGCAUGAUAAAGCCCAAGGACAAACGUCUCUUAAUUCCUGUGCUUCGGAGGAAUGGCGUGAGGGUCAAGCCAGCCUAGGCUAUUUGAGACCUUGUUUGGAAAAUAAACAAACCUGUCAGAAUCACAACAGCUCUCCCAUAGUCAGACCUCACAGAUCUUCUAUCUAUCCAGUGUGUCUAUAUGCUACCAACAUUCACAAAGAAAAAAAAAAAAACAAAAAACAAAAACACAACUGAAGAGCAGGAAGUUCAUAGAAAGACAAAUACUGGGCUGGGAGAUGUGUCCUGUUCAGCAUUCGUCAAGCCCAAGGUUCAAACUCCAACACCCAAAGGGUUAAAUACACACUGGCUGCCCUUCGGUUGCUGCAAGCCUCCCAAAAGAAUGGUGCUUAGAAUAUGAGAUUUAUUCUAUGAAAGAAACAGGUGUAAGAUGCUUCAGUACACGUUGAGUUGAAACUCAAUGGAAAACUUAGAAACUUUAGACCUAUUUACAACCAAGUGACUUUCUUUUGAAAUAAAAUAGAUGUUUUUUUAGAAUGACUGGUGAGAGGUGGGCAGAGCUCUAGGGUUUGGCCUGAGUUCAGUGUUACUGGGUCAGAACCCUUAAAAAAAAGUACUGAACAGAUCGAAAUGAUAGCUUUCCUGAAAGAAAGACACAGCUAUAAGUAGGUCAUAGCUGAGAACUGGGAUAUUUGAACUUGAUAUUUUGGAAACAAAUAACCCUAUUGAUAGGUCUCUGAACUAAAUCAUGAAACAGUUGUUUUCCAGUCUCUGCCUUUCUCCGUCCAAUCUGGAUUCACAUAAGAAGGCAUCUUUGUUUGCUCAGUCACACAUGACUGUCCCACUUGCACAGAGAUGGAGAUGCCUGCUGUCUACGCAGUUGUAGGGCGAACACAUGUCUUCGAGUUCUGCUCCUUUUAAUAUAUGUUAUCAAAGUAGGAAAAAUAUGUUUAGAAAAGCAAAAGAUAAACUUUAAAUGUAUUAAAGAUAUUUAUGAGAUCCUUGCUAAUGGUGUCUAUGGAGAUUUUGUUAUGUCCUCUUAUUUCUCAGUGUUAGAAUACGGGUAAAUAUUAAUUUUGAUAUAAUAGAGAAACUAAUCUUAUAUCAGGAGUGGGAUUCUUUUGAUAUUUAGACAGUUGAAUACUUUAUAUAAAGUUAAUGUUUUGUAAUGUAUAUUAAACAAUAACAUUGUACUCAAAAAAUGUUUUUGGAAUUUGUUACUAUUAAAAAAUUGUUUCCCAAGGAA
Mastomys coucha (southern multimammate mouse) is the source of this 5167-nucleotide messenger RNA. RefSeq names its product THAP domain containing 2 (gene Thap2). The record is from RefSeq and is a predicted model, not a curated record. Gene Ontology annotation, cellular component: nucleus. Bases 642 to 1295 code for a protein of 217 amino acids. The transcript has 3 exons. NCBI's taxonomy places the organism in Eukaryota, Metazoa, Chordata, Mammalia, Rodentia, Muridae.